CAAGCGAACUGAUUUAUAAUAUUUCGAAUGGUAAUAUUUUGGUAUUAGAAGCUGGUCCACCGAAUGCACUAAUUAUUGAUAUAAAGGAUAUCGAAUAUAAGAUUAAAAAAUGCCCAGCAUUAUCGAACCUACAAAAGUAUUAUUUAAUAAAGGUUCCUGUCAAAAGGCUGAUUACGAUAGUUGACAAAAUUUGGGAUUACAAGGCUUUCAAGGCCAUCGAAAACAAUGCUCGUAAAAAUACUGACGAAGAAUUUAAAAGUAUCCUGGAUUUAAUGGUCUAUUCAUGUACAAGAACCACAAAACAAGAUGGAAAUCGCUGUUCGCUGGCUGACAGAUAUUUGACAGAUGCAUUGAAAAAAGUUCAUAAUGCUUUCAUUGCUCCACCGAAGGGAGAAAUGAUUAUUCGUGGUGGUACUAUUAAUAGAGCUCAG
Molecule: messenger RNA, 431 nt
Organism: Funneliformis geosporum
Lineage: Eukaryota; Fungi; Glomeromycota; Glomeromycetes; Glomerales; Glomeraceae
Source: the annotation of a GenBank genome assembly